AUGGCUUCCGAUUCCGCUUAUUCUUUCGCUUCCCAUACAGUUUUGCAUCUUUUCUGGUUCUUUCUCCUUGCAGUCGCCGCCGUCACUACCACCGUCGGCGCUAUCGAAUUCCCAGUUGGUGGCGACGUUGGUUGGCGAAUCCCUGCAACCAACGAAACCGAACUCUACACUGUCUGGGCUUCCAGACGAAACUUCCAUAUCGGCGAUACCCUCCGUUUUCGUUACAAGAAUGAUUCAGUGGCCGUGGUUAAAAAAUGGGGGUUCUACCACUGUAAUUCUAGCUCUCCGAUAGCAUUCUUCAACGACGGCGACUCCGUGAUCAAUCUUGAUAAUGUGGGAACGAUGUAUAUCAUCAGCGGCGACUCUGAUCGGUGUAAAGAAGGUGAGAAGAUGAAGUUGGAGGUGAUGGGUUCUGACCCUGGUUCUUACUUCCCGCCGUCGAUUUCUAGUCCGCCGGAGAGCCCUUAUUCCGACAUAGCUCCGUCGCCAUCUCAGUUCUCCGGUUAUGGUGGUUCGCCCGCAUUUAGUCCGCGUUAUUCUUCGUCAAGCUCCGCGAUAUCGUUUUCAAUUUCUUUGUUUGUGAUUGCUUUGAUCCAUGACGUCAUUCUUAUCUUCUUAAACCCUAAAAUUUUGUUAUCUCAUACUCACUUAACUCACACCUACUUCCUCUGCUCUCGUCUACCAUUCUUCUCUCGUUGCAAAUUAUCAGCUAACUGA
This is a messenger RNA of Lactuca virosa, 717 nucleotides long. The record is from the annotation of a GenBank genome assembly. NCBI's taxonomy places the organism in Eukaryota, Viridiplantae, Streptophyta, Magnoliopsida, Asterales, Asteraceae.